Messenger RNA from Pimephales promelas (fathead minnow), 1627 nucleotides. RefSeq lists its product as uncharacterized. The record is from RefSeq and is a predicted model, not a curated record. NCBI's taxonomy places the organism in Eukaryota, Metazoa, Chordata, Actinopteri, Cypriniformes, Leuciscidae. Gene Ontology annotation, molecular function: protein binding.
AUGACUUGGGUGGCUGGAGGAGUCAAAGGUUGUUGUCUAGUUAUACAGACGACAUGAUAGAGAAUCUGGGUCCUUGUGCUCUGGUGGUGUGCAGCACAAAUUUCUGAGCUGGCCUGUUCCUGCAAUAGAGAAGGUAGAGAAAACCAGAUUUUUAAAUCAGCCAACAUGAAGAGUAUCCUGAAGGGCAAACGAUUUGAGGCACCUGAAGCUGGUUUGAGUAACACUAUCGGAGCUGUACGCUGGGCUCUUCCUGAUGAAAGUCUUCAGGCUCACAGCUCCGUUCCUAGCCAGAGCAGUCAGACCCACAGACCAAAGAACGUGAACGAUCUCCGCAGCCUGCAGGAAUGUGUGAAGUUUAUCACUCAGUGGAAACAGCAGGUGGAACAUGUCUGCAAGCUUGGUGCCAAUGCAGAUAAAGACCUGAGUAUGCAUGCAGAGCCACGUAGUCUGGAGCAUUGCCAUAAGCUCAUCCUGGAGUGGGCACAUGAGUUCAAGAAAGUUGACAAUUUGUUUAGUGAGAGCACAUGGCGACAAGAAAGAGAUGCGAUCUGGGAGCAGAACGAGAACAAGGCUGAUUCUGCCAAGCACAUGGAGCAGAAGAUCAUGGAAUGGGCUAAAGAGCUACAAACUGUGUCAGAGUGCAGUGGUGUGAUGAGGCACGAAUUAGCCCAGUUUCUGAAGCAGCUGGAACUGAAGAAGAGGAAAAUAUUGACUCUAUUGCCUCUUCUGGAAUUCAUAACUUGGUCUCUACUGAAGCAGGACAGCCAGGGUAUUGUUCCUCAGCUAUGGCUCCUAAGCAAACAUCAUACCUGGAAAACAGAGACACCAAAGUACAUUCCAAACUCAGUUUGGAGAUGGAUCUGCAGUGCUUCAGUGGACAUCACACUGGACCCCAUGACUAACCACCCAUGGUUACAGCUCUCAGAUGACAAAAAGAAGGUACAGGAAGCUCUGAGUCAAACCGAAGUGUCAUUCAGUAACCAGCGCUUUGACAGCUGGCCGUGCGUUCUGGGCAGGGAAGGGCUUACUUCCGGUCGCUACUAUUGGGAAGUUGAUAUUGCCAACAAAGGCUACUGGCGCAUCGGAGUGACCACUUCCUCCUCCAAAAGGCAAGGCCGAUGUCCCAUGAAUCCCUGUGAGGGCUUCUGGACUAUAUGGAGAAGCACGCGGCAGUUUUAUGCAUGCACCAAGCCGGAGACUGAGCUACCUCUUACGCUUGUUCCCAGAAAGGUGGGAAUCUACCUGGAUUAUGAGGAAGGGCAGCUGUCUUUCUACAAUGCAGAGACACGCUCACAUAUCUUCACAUUUACUGCAAAUUUCAGGGAAACGUUGUAUCCACUUUUCGCACCACUGGAUGGACGUACGCUUAUUACACUGUCCUCCACAGUCAAUUCAGAAACAUCCUCUUUCGACGUCUCUAUAGGUCUACAGUCCUUGUAACAUGACAAAUGGCCUCAUAGGGCUAAUGAGGGCAGCAGGUGGGACAUGCAUACAAAUACAGCUGCCAGUCAUGGGGAUCAUCUGUCAUAUCAGGAUGAGAUCCCGUGAAGUUGUUUUGGUUGUUAUGGUGCGUUCACGUGCUAUGGUGAACUGGUAUUUACCAGUGUGUUGCGUUCAAGUGCUUUUG